Molecule: messenger RNA, 12976 nt
Organism: Xenopus laevis (African clawed frog)
Lineage: Eukaryota; Metazoa; Chordata; Amphibia; Anura; Pipidae
Gene: pcnx1.L
Product: pecanex-like protein 1
Exons: 36
Coding region: 251-7267 (2338 amino acids)
Cellular component (GO): membrane
Source: RefSeq, a predicted model, not a curated record
CGCCUGCAAGGAGGCGUUCUAGCAUUUACUCUAUGGUAACGCUGAGGGGGAGAGCGAGAGUCGGAGGUAUAGGCCGCUAGUCGCUGGAGGACCAUCGCUUCCUCAGUGGGGUGAGAGGAGAUAAAAUGGCUGCCGAGAGGCCGCCCGGGCCUGUCUCCCAUCGCCGCGUUCUCAUUCUGUUGCGGACGGGCAGGUGAAGAGAGGCCCGGAGGGCUGGUGCGGUGACCCGGUUGGGAAGGUGGAAAGGACCAUGGGUUCCCAGACGCUACAAAUCCUCCGGCAGGGAGUCUGGGCUUCCAUCACCGGAGGCUGGUAUUAUGACCCCCACCAGAGUACCUUUGUCAAUACCCUACACCUCUACAUCUGGCUCUUCCUCCUCUGCUUCCCCUUCACCCUGUACAUGGCAGUCCCGACGUCUCUGCUGAUUGUUGCCGUGUACUGCCCAGUGGUUGCAGCUGUUUUCAUUGUGUUGAAGCUGGUUAACUACCGUCUGCACAGGGCACUGGACGAAGGAGAAAUUGUGGAGAGGAGUGCUAGUGAGUUGACUGAAAGGGUGGCAAAGGCAGAACAUAGUGACAGCUCUGCAAGAAGAGAGGACAGCAAUGGACCCGGUGAUCCAGGUGGAGGGAUUGAAAUGUCUGAAUUUGUUCGCGAAGCAACUCCUCCAGUUGGAUGCAGUUCACGUAAUUCCUACUCUGGGUUGGACCCAAGCAAUCAGGUUGGAGUGUCUCGUUAUGGAGGUGCGUCUGGAAGCAAAGGGGAUACAGAUGCUGCAAAGACAUCAGAUGAUAUCAGUCUGAGUCUUGGCCAGAGUUACAGUUUGUGCAAAGAAGCAAGUGAAGACCAAGAUUUGACUGUGGAUCAGAAGCUUUUCCGUCUUGUCUCCAAUGACUCCUUUGUCUCCAUUCAGCCUUCAAUAUCUUCGGGUGGAAAAGACUUAUCUAGAGAUUUCAGUGACAAAGGAUCGAUAGCAACACACGGUCAUCACCACCAUGUGGAUCUGUCUCUGUCUAAUGCUUGUGACACAGAAAUAGCCUCACUUGUUCCACUGCAUUCACAUUCAUACAGGAAAGAUCAUCGACCAAGAGGUGUCCCAAGGACUUCAAGCUCUGCUGUUGCUUUCCCAGACACUUCUCUGACUGACUUUUCACUCUAUCAACCAAGGCGCGGGCUGGAUCCUGUUAGUGAACUUGAAGCUUCCAAACCACAUUCUGGGUCCAAAGAUUCACUAGUAGAUAAUGCUUGUGCUUCAGGGAUUUUUCAAUUAGACUGUCUAAAAAACAAAGGAGCCCAGCAGCUUUCAAGAACUGGUAGUGUUAAACACAUGAAGACUGACAAAAGCAUGGAUAGUUUAAGAAGCCUCAGUACUAGAAGCAGUGGAUCCACAGAAAGUUAUUGUAGUGGAACAGACCGGGACACAAAUAGCACUGUUAGCAGCUACAAAAGUGAACAGACCAGUUCAACUCAUGUGGAAAGUAUUUUAUCUGAGCAUGAGGAUAUUACUGCUGCAAAGAGAGUCCACUGUAGUGACCCAGAAGAAGAACAUAGCUCUGCUACUGAAAAAAGGACUAGUAGUGUAAGAACCGCCGUAGAAAGAAACAAUGCUCAGGAAGCCAAGGAUGCCAACACAUCUGAUGAUGUACAGAGUCCAAGGGGUCUUAGCUCACCCGCAUCAGAAGAAGCUAAUAAGAACCCACACGCAAAUGAAUUAACUGUACAAACUGACUGGCUUCCAGGUAAACUGUCGGCUAACAUGGAUGAACCUGGGGAGAAGCCAGUCAUUUUAGUUGACUUGAGAUCUUUGAAAGAAACUGGUAUUAAGCAGAGAGAUAAUGACGUACGACCCAAAUCAUCUAGUCUAAUACAUCAAACAUCCUCUGCUCAUAAAUCAUGCAGGAGACGGACAGGUAAAAAAAGAGCCAGCAGUUUUGAUGCAAGUAGACACAAAGAAUAUGUUUCCUUUCAAGGCAUAGCUGAUACCAAACCUCACAGUACUGGUUUUUGUCAUGAUGAAGAUUCUAGCGACCAAAGCGACUUGAGCAGGACCUCAAGCGUUCAGUCUGCCCACCGUUUCAGCAGCGAUAGCUCUUCCAGCACUACUUCCCAUUCAUGCCAGUCUCCUGAAGCAAGAUACAGUGCCCUAAGGACAAAGUAUCGAAUAAAAGAAAGAGGCACAGAGUCACAUCGCACACACCUAAAUUGUGAAGGAACUAGUAAAAAGCGGUCCACGCGCAGGACUUCUAGUGCAAGUGGUACAAAGAGCCGAGCUAGAGUAUUAAGUCUGGACAGUGGCACUGUUGUUAGCUUUAGUGAUGCCAACAGACUGGCUGCUCCUGAAAAUAUAAAAACCUUAACCACUUCUAAAUCAGAUCUAGAAGCCAAAGAAGGUGAAGUGCUAGAUCAGAUGUCUCUGCUGGGGAGAGCUUCACAGUUAGAAUCGGUAACACGGUCAAGAAAUAGCUUGCCCAGUCAGGUUACUUUCCAAGAAAUUGGAGAGCGAGAAGCAUCUGUUGGAGCACGCGCCAGUGAGGAGACAUUUCGACGUGAACGCAGCACAUUUAGGCGCCAAGCGGUUCGGCGCCGACACAAUGCAGGGAGUAAUCCCACCCCUCCUGCAUCACUUAUCGGAUCACCUCUCAGCCUUCAAGAUGGUCAAGGCCAGCAAUCAUCAACCCAGGUCAAAGUACAGUCCCGCCCCCCUUCCCAGGCUGCAGUGCUCAGCGCUAGCGCCUCCUUGCUGGUGAGAAAUGGGAGUGUCCACUUAGAAGCAUCACAUGACAAUGCAUCUGCCGUAGGCAGUAGCAGUUUGCACGAUGAACUUGGUAUGCAGGCCUUAUGUAACCUUGGUGACAUGGAAGUUUUAAUGCAGCACAUUUUGGGUAAAUUUACCCCAUCUCUUUAUGAGACGGGAGGAUGUGACAUGUCACUUGUAAACUUUGAGCCAGCUGCACGAAGGACGUCUAAUAAUCUUUGUGACACAGAUUCCCAUGUAUCAAGUUCUACCUCAGUUCGAUUCUACCCACAUGAUCUACUCUCUCUUCCCCAGAUCCGAUUAAACAGGUUGCUAACCAUAGAUACAGAUCUAUUAGAGCAGCAGGAUAUUGAUCUAAGCCCUGACCUGCAGGACCAGAUGCAACCACAGGAACAGGCUGCCCACAAAGUAAAACACUACUACCGGUUUUGGGUUCUCCCAAAGCUGUGGGUUGGCAUCAACUUUGACAGGCUUACUCUCUUAGCCUUGUUUGAUAGGAACCGUGAAGUCCUAGAGAAUGUGCUGUCUGUCAUUCUUGCCAUUCUAGUUGCCUUUUUGGGCUCUGUUCUUCUCAUAGAAGGCUUCUUUAAAGAUAUCUGGGUCUUCCAGUUUUGUCUUGUUAUAGCCAGCUGUCAAUACUCUCUCCUCAAGAGUGUUCAACCAGAUUCCUCUUCCCCAAGACAUGGCCAUAAUCGUAUCAUUGCCUAUAGUAGGCCUGUUUACUUCUGUGCCUGUUGCAGCCUUAUUUGGUUAUUGGAUUAUGGAAGCAAAAACAUGUCUGCCACCAAAUACAAAUUAUAUGGAAUGGCUUUCACCAAUCCUCUGCUUCUAGUGUCAGCCAGGGACUUAGUCAUUGUCUUCACGCUCUGUUUCCCAGUCGUGUUCUUUAUUGGUCUCCUGCCUCAGGUGAACACAUUCGUCAUGUACCUGUGUGAGCAGGUAGAUAUACAUGUGUUUGGUGGAAAUGCUACCACCAGCUUACUUGCAGCAAUUUACAGCUUUAUUCGUAGCAUUGUGGCCAUUACUUUACUCUACGGCCUAUGUUACGGUGCUCUUAAGGAUCCGUGGGAUGUUCAACACAUUCCUGUAUUAUUCUCCAUUUUCUGUGGUGUUCUUGUGGCAGUUUCUUACCAUCUCAGCCGACAGAGCAGUGAUCCCUCUGUCCUCAUCUCACUGGUGCAAUCAAAGAUUUUUCCAAACAGCGAGGAUACAAAUCCUGAAGACCCACUGUCAGAAGUGAAAGACCCUCUUCCAGAAAAACUGAGAAGUUCUGUUAAUGAACGUCUUCAGUCAGAUGUGGUGGUCUGUGUAGUUAUUGCAGUGUUGUACUUUGCAAUCCAUGUCAGCACUGUAUUUACCGCAUUACAGCCGGUUCUGAGCUAUGUACUCUAUGCACUAGUUGGUUCUGUUGGACUCCUUACUCACUACAUUCUACCACAAGUACGGAAGCAGCUUCCUUGGCACUGCUUCUCUCACCCGCUGCUGAAAACUAAGGAAUAUUACCAGUUUGAAGUUCGAAAUGCUGCUCAUCUGAUGUGGUUCGAGAAGGCUCACAUCUGGCUGCUUUUUCUUGAAAAGAACAUUAUUUAUCCUCUCAUAGUUCUCAAUGAGCUUAGCAUUGGUGCUAAGGAUAUAGUCAGCCCUAAAAAGCUGGAUGCAGAAGUUGGUGCACUGUUGAUCACCAUUGCCGGAAUGAAGCUGCUGAGGUCGUCUUUUAGCAGCCCCACCUGUCAGUAUGCCACUGUCAUUUUCACUGUCCUUUUCUUCACUUUUGACUACAAGGAGUAUACAGAAAAACUACUGCUAGAUCUGUUCUUUAUGUCAAUCCUCUUCAGCAAGCUCUGGGAACUGUUUUACAAGCUACGCUUUGUCUACACCUACAUUGCCCCUUGGCAGAUCACGUGGGGAUCAGCAUUCCAUGCUUUUGCACAGCCGUUUGCUGUACCUCACUCUGCAAUGCUGUUUGUACAGGCGAUUGUUUCUGCACUGUUCUCCACUCCCCUGAACCCUUUCUUAGGGAGUGCAAUCUUCAUUACAUCGUAUGUACGUCCUGUCAAGUUUUGGGAGAGAGACUACAAUACAAAGAGAGUUGACCACUCGAACACAAGAUUAGCCUCUCAGCUUGACAGAAAUCCAGGUUCAGAUGACAACAACUUGAAUUCCAUAUUUUAUGAGCAUCUCACACGCUCCCUUCAGCAUAGUUUGUGUGGUGACCUAUUGCUUGGCCGCUGGGGAAAUUACAAUACAGGGGAUUGCUUUAUUCUGGCCUCGGAUUAUCUCAAUGCCUUGGUGCACCUUAUCGAAAUAGGCAAUGGCCUUGUAACUUUCCAGCUAAGAGGACUAGAGUUCAGAGGUACAUACUGCCAGCAACGUGAAGUUGAAGCAAUCACUGAGGGCGUAGAGGAAGAUGAAGGCUUUUGCUGUUGCGAGCCUGGACAUAUUCCACAUAUGCUGUCUUUCAACGCUGCUUUUGGGCAGCGCUGGCUGGCAUGGGAAGUCUUGGUUACAAAGUAUGUUCUUGAAGGUUACAGCAUCACAGACAACAGUGCAGCCUCUAUGCUUCAAGUGUUUGACCUUCGCAGAAUCCUCACUACCUAUUAUGUUAAGGGCAUUAUAUACUAUGUGACUGCAUCUGCAAAACUGGAAGAGUGGUUAACAAAUGAAACAAUGCAGGAAGGUCUUCGGCAGUGUUCUGACCAUUGUUAUGUGGAUGUAGAUCCAACUUUCAACCCUAAUAUUGAUGAAGACUAUGACCUUCGUUUAGCUGGCAUUUCCCGGGAGAGCUUCUGUGCAAGCUACCUUAACUGGAUCAAGUACUGUUCCUCUAGAAGGGAGAAGCCUCUUGAUGCUGAAAAGGAUUCACCUUUGGUAACACUUUGUUAUGGGCUCUGUAUUUUGGGGAGAAGAGCACUUGGUACAGCUUCUCAUCACAUGUCCAGCAAUUUGGAGUCCUUUCUUUAUGGUCUACAUGCCUUGUUUAAAGGAGAUUUCCGCAUAUCAUCUCUCCGCGAUGAGUGGAUUUUUGCUGAUAUGGAGCUUUUAAGAAAAGUUGUAGUUCCCGGCAUACGCAUGUCCCUAAAACUUCAUCAGGACCACUUUACAUCUCCAGAUGAGUAUGAUGAUCCUGCAGUUUUGUAUGAAGCCAUUAUGUCUCAUGAGCAGAACCUUGUUAUUGCGCAUGAGGGAGAUCCAGCAUGGAGGAGUGCCGUUCUUUCCAACUCACCCUCACUUCUUGCACUGCGCCAUGUGAUGGAUGAUGGAACUAACGAAUACAAGAUCAUAAUGUUAAAUAAACGCUAUCUAAGUUUUAGAGUCAUUAAGGUAAACAAGGAGUGUGUGCGGGGCUUAUGGGCUGGUCAGCAACAAGAGUUGGUUUUCCUUCGUAAUCGGAACCCUGAAAGAGGAAGCAUCCAAAAUGCUAAGCAAGCUCUCCGGAAUAUGAUCAAUUCCUCAUGCGACCAACCUAUCGGAUACCCUAUUUAUGUUUCCCCUCUGACAACCUCUUAUUCAGACAGCCAUGAUCAGCUUAAAAAGAUAUUUGGUGGGCCAAUUAGUUUGGCCAAUAUCCAGAACUUUAUUGUAUCAACAUGGCACAGGUUAAGGAAAGGUUGUGGGGCAGGAUGCAAUAGUGGUGGCAAUAUUGAAGACUCUGACACUGGAGGCGGGACCUCCAUAAAUAGCAACAAUCCACCAAAUGCAAAUGACACUCAGAGCAGUGUAUCACAAGUUGGUGUCCCAGCUGGAACAGGACAUGUGCCCAAUGCACGGCUCCAGCCUCCAGGGAUGCCUCAUCCAUCAACACUAGGAACCAGUCACAGCUCCCACUCCAUGCAGUCAAGCCUUGUCAGACAUUCCCCAGCUCGUGGAUCAGUAGCAAGUCAAUCAUCUUACUGCUACAACAGCCGUCACUCAUCACUAAGAACAUCCACAACAGGAUUUGUGCCUUGUAGGCGCUCCUCUACCAGCCAGAUAUCGCUUCGCAAUCUCCCCUCAUCCAUUCAGUCCCGUCUUUCCAUGGUGAACCAAACAGACCCCACAGGACAGUCCGUUUUGGUUGGCCUUCCUUCCUCCAGCAGCUCAAGCCAGAGCAUACCUGCAUGCAAAAGACACACCUUAGUGGGCUUUUUGGAAACAGAACGUGGCAAUAACCUCACUGAAACACAAUCCUGUGGCAAUUCUAGUCCAGCAACCCAUUCAAGAGCCAAAAAGGAAGAGGUUGUUUACAGAGUCCAGAUUGUGGAUUCAAGCCAAGUGCUUGAAGGUGUGAAUAUAUCCAAACGAAAGGAGCUGCAGUGGCCAGAUGAGCUGGUGCGGCUAAAAGCUGGCAAGAACAGCUGGAAAGACUGGAGCCCUCAGGAAGGCAUGGAAGGCCAUGUAAUUCACCGCUGGGUGCCUUGCAGCAGAGACCCUUGUAAUAGGUCCCACAUUGACAAAACAAUCCUGCUGAUUAAGAUUGAGGACAAAUAUGUUGCUGUGAUUGAAACUGGUGUGCUUGAACUCGGAGCCGAAGUAUGAGGCUGCCUUUCACCCAUCUUUCGAGGACUCUGAGAGAACUGAACUGUUACAGAAUUCCAGAUGGAUAAAAAGGGCUUUUAAUUAAGCCCAAUCAAUGUAAAGUUAUUUUUUCUGGGGUUGUUUUACUUAUCUGUGGAUGUUUAAAGAAGAAAAAACAAAAAAACGGUUAUAAGACCAUUAUCUUAUAUGUAAAAAAAAAAAGUGAAAAAGAUAUAAUGCUAUGCAUUUCAUAUGCUUUAAGUCAGAAACAUAUUGUACUUCUCUGUUCAAAAAUAUGAUCUUCAUAUUUUUCUAAUUUAUUUGCCAAAAAAAUAAUUUCCAUGUUCUCGUACUGCAGCAUGUCUUUUUCUCACCCCCACCCCACAACUUCACCUAUACAAAUAGAUUCCGUUCUUUUUAGAGCAGUAAAUGUUUUAUAUACGGUAAGAAGUCUGCAAACUCGCUAAGACAUUUUUUUGUGGUGAAGACUUUUGAGGAAACUGCACUAAAAUCAUUUUUUUCUACAACAAUGCACUAAAGUCUGAUAUCUAUUGAGAUUGAUAUUUAUAAAUAUAUAAAUAUAUACAGAAAAUACCGUAAUUUAAAUUGUUUUAUUAUGAAAAAAAAAAAAGUCUUGUGACCCUCUCCCAUUUGUUCUAGCAAGCAGUUUAUGUAUAAAGGCUGUUGGUUUGUUUGUGUGUACACAUACAGUGCAAUCAAUUCACUGGAAUUAAAGAAGCGUUUUUGGACUACCCAAAUGUCUUAUCAGUCCAGUACAUUCUCAGUGGGAGGGAAGCAAAACAGGCGCUAAUAGAAGGCCAAACAUAUAGACACACUUUGAACUACUUCUAGUAGCUUGGGCAUCUUGGGAGAGUAACAUUCUAUAAAGGUAUAGAGUCAUUGCAAUCAUGAGCAUGGAAAUAUGACUCCAGAAGAUAAAGCCAUUCUUUGUUCUUAGCUUUGUUUAGAGGAAAAGCCUAUCUAAACCCAUAGAGUACAGAAAUGGGCAUAGUUAUAUAUCAGGGAUGUGUGACCCUAAGUCUAUUGCUAAACUUAAGUUUCCUGCAUCUUCAGUUAUUGGGGUGCCGGGUUUUGUGAUUUAGCAGUAGCUAGAGAUCUGUGUGUUGUACAACUCCACCCAGUUACAUAGCAUCCCUGGAUAUCAGAACUUCUAGACUGGGCUUUUAGGGUCUGGCCACACAAGCAGAUUCCCUGAGGAAACUUCGAGCGACUUCGGAAAACGGCGGAAGGCAGUUCGGUGGAGAUUGACACCCCGAAGAAGAGGAAAUUUGUCGCUGGGGCGACUAAUCUCCCUGAAUCUGCUCGUGUGGCCAGACCCUUAGGGUGUGUUGUGGCAUAUUUUUAAGUAACUACCCAGACGAAAAAAACAAAAAUGCACACACAAAAUACUAAGGCUUUUGUUUGAGAUGCACGGUUAUUAUGGUUUGUUGCUUUUUGAGUGAUGUUCCCAUUUGAGGCCAUCAACUAGGUAAUGGCACCAAAAAAAUUGCAAAUUAUCUUUAGGGCACAUUUAUAAAAAAAAAAAAAAGCUAGAUAUUCAUGCCUAAUAAUGCUAAUGCAAGCUAAUAGUUUCCCUUUGAUAUAAGAAUGAUUGCUGAUCAAUAUUGUGCAAUUAAAACGUUUGUAGUCCCAAAUCCCGAUUUCUGAAGUUUGUAAUGUAACCAUUUCUCAAGUUUCAUCUUUCCAGCUCAGAUCUGCCUAGAUACAACUGUUGAAUUGGAUAGUCCAGCUUUCUUUCUUUUUUUUUUUUUUUUUUUUGGUUUAUAGAAAAUUCAAAUGUUCAGGGUUUUUAAUACGAUGUUACCCGACUCCUGAAAUAGCGGGAGACUGAAUGGGGAUGCUGGUAUCCAAGAAAAUUACAAGUUCAAGUAUCAUUCUUUGAGCAAAGUCAGUGGAAGCAUAAGAUACAGUGAGAAUCAUGGAAGAAGGGUUUAUUGAUUAGCGCACGGAAGGUAAUGUUUCAGCAAGAUAAUAAACACAAUAGCACGAUUUGUGAUAAAUUAGUCUUUUCAGGUCCAUUGUCAGUUAUUGUCACUUUUUCCUCUUUCCACAAUUUUUCUUUUUAGAUUCAUUGGGGUUACGGGAUAAAAUCCUAGUUUAGUCAUGUAGACAGAAGGAAAUUUAACUGUGAUGUUGAGGUAAACAUUUGUGCUUUUUAAUAUGUACAGUUGUGGGUGUAUUUUCCCUUUUUCUGGUAGGGAGAAAAACCCUUCAAUUUAGAAAUUCUGUGGAUUUUUCAGUUGCAUAAAUAUUUCUUAAUUCUGUACAUGGACAGUGCCUCUGCAAUCACCACAUUGAUAAGAUGUUUAUCCAGAUAAAAUAAAAAUGACCUCUUGCUAUUUAAUAGUGUAGCUCAGGAAUAAUUUUACCUGUUGGGUUUAUUGUAAUUUAUUUUGCUCCGUAGUGAUAUUUGAGGCUGGACAAAAUUCCUCAAAGGCGCAUACUUAGGUAUGUACAGUAUUUAUUAAAAUGGUAUAUAAUGUGUAGUACAUCAAGAGGAAAGUCAAUGACAAAUCAUUUGUAAAAUGUGCCAGAAGCAAUACGGCCUGAAUCAUAUUGUGCUGCAGAAACCCCCAGCAAAUGAUAGAGGUGGCAAAAUAGGGAGGAAAUGGGCCAUUUUUUUUCUGCUUUUCUCUUAACCUUGUGAUCUGCCACAUUGAUUCUCUAGCCAAGUCCCUACCUGCAGUAUAUAAGAGCAUGAUUGCCUGUGAGCUGUAUCCUUUAUCAAGCAUAAGUAUAUACACAUUUAUUAACUUUUUUAAUUCUAUUUGUCUUUCUUGAGAGACAUGGGCAGUAGCUAGUUGUCUGAAUACACAGCAGAGCUAUCCCUUAUAUGUAUUCUCCUGCUAUAGAUUUAGGGCAAUAUCAGAAAGGCAUCUGUCAGAAGGUAGCAUUUCCUCAUGGUUAGGUUGCCCUGCAUUUAGGCAAGACAAAAGAGGUAUUUACUAGAGUUUCUCAUAGCCCUGUCUGACAUUGCCCUAAAAACUCAGUGGGGCUUAUUUAUAAGCAGUGGGCAAGUUUGCUCCUGGGGAGUAACCCAUAGAAACCAAUCAGUAAUUAGCUUUUUUUCAGCCAGCUGCACAUUGAAUACUGAAAGCAAACAUCUGAUUGCUUGCUAUGGGUUACUGCCCUGGGGCAGAUUUUGUCCAGUGCUUAGAAUGCGGUAAGAAUGCAAAAGGAACUUUUCUCCCCUCCCUUAUGGCUGGAGCCUUUGAAACAAUGGCAUUUUCCAAAGAUUUUAACAGGGAGUUUCUCUGCUGCUAAUUUUCAUUGCAUACUGGCAGAAUCUUAUACAUAUAAAUAUUUAAAAGUCAGAAUAGAAGUGAAAACAUAUGAAUGAAAUAAAUCGAAACCGUGUGAGAUAUAAACUAGUGGGGAAAAAAAGGUACAUGGAUAAAUAUUAUCAUCAGUUUUCGUCAUUGAAAUGCAAAUAGUCUAAUGUAUGUACUUCUAGCCUGGUGAUGCCAAGAAUAAUAUCUUAAAGGCGAGUUGGGUAAGAAUUUGGAUGCACCACCUACUGACUCUCCAAGAUACUUCUAGAAGCCCAGUGCUGUAAGGGUGAGCUUUCAAAUGAGCACUUAUUUUCUUUAUUGGGUAUUUAUCAUAUAAUAGCAAAUAAAACUAUUUUAUUCAUAAGUCAGUAACCUUAUGAGCUAGGGGAGACUAAGUAUGCCUGACCAAAUGUUGGAUCUUAAAUGGGAGCUUGGUAAGAUUUAAAACACUGCUUUAUAGAAAUGUUCUGCUAGAAUCCGAAUACAAUAUUCUCCCACACUAGCAUCUAUAUUCAGUGGCACCUUUUGCACACAGCUGCCAACACGUUUUCUGCCCACACUUUGGAAUAAUCUCCUUCUAUACUGUACCAGUACCCCCCUGUAAGCAUCUUUAGCCCUGAACUGGGCACUAUAUACAAGGAAUAAAUGGUGAUUUGAUGUAAAGUGAGCUUGGUGUAUCCACUAUAGUGAAGCUGAUAAACUCAUUUUGUCUAGCACAUUCUUCUUUAUAGAAAUAAGUUUUCAAGUGAAAGUUGCUGAGACAAGUGGGCAGUAUCAGAUAUUCUAGGUAAGUGUAGGUUCUUAGGUCUAUUUUAAAUGUUGGCUACAGAAGCAUUGACUCACACUGCAUUCACCAACUGCUUCUUGAUUUGUAAUUCCACAAGCAGCAAGUGGAGCUCUUAUUUUAUAACACUUUGGAACAUAUUUAUUAACAUUGGAGACAGACAUCAACAGGCAAUUAGAUUUCAAGUCACCUAGACGGUCGAAAAAACAAAAGCAAAGAUCUGAUUGGCUGUUAUAGGCAACAUCACUGGUGAUGUCACUCCUAUAACUUGCUGCAGUUUGUGACAGUGUCAAAACACUGAGCAAUGACUUCUGUAUGAAUUAAUUGUGGUUAUACUUAACAUCAUUAAACUUUAUGUAGCAGAAGCAAACAAUGUGAUUAUUAAAUCAUAAUCAGAUCACCCUGAUGUUUAGUCUGCCUUCCUUCUGGAGUGCGUUCUAUCACAAAUGCAAUGUGUCUGUUGGUAGGAGUGAUCCAGCAGGUUCUAGUAGGAACCCCGCUCCACUGCCUUGAAUAAUAAUAAUGGUAGUCUCUUUAAGAAGUGGUGCUGACAUAACUUCAAUCAUUCAUGUCAUUAUCACUUUAAAUACUGUAAUCAUACAGUUGAGAUGAUAUAAAUGUUGGACUACAGGUUCCAGCAGGCAGCACUUAUUAUAAUACUCCCCCUAAGUCCUGCAAGCUUCUAGUUGGACGGUGCCAUCAAUGAAGGCUUAUUGCUGCAAAUGUUGUUCUCUAGUGCAUGGUUGGUAAAUGGAAGAAGUAAAUGUACUUUGACUAGAUUUGGAUAAGCUAAUAGGCAAGCAGCAUGGUUUUAUCUUGUCCUGGUUGCUGUUGCCUCCAUUCUGUUGUUGGCACUAGCCAUCUUUUUCACUUUAGCCAUUCAAACUUGAUUGAUAACCUGUAACCUUUCCACCCAUUACAACUUGAUUCAAUAUAUAUUUUGUAUGUGUCUAAACACUCAAUUUGCCUUCUGGUUAUGCAAGAGACGCCUUCAUUUGGCCUUCGUUUUGUUUCUCUGUGUUGCUGCUUUGCAGUAUACAGGUCUGUACAUACAUUCAGCUGGUUACAGUUAGUCUGUAUUUAAAUGUCUUGCUUUAUUCUGUGAAAUUCGAUCUAUUUAUUCGUAUAUUCCGUGCUUAGAAAAUGUUUUAUAAAAAAGCUGCUCGGAAGGUUGGAGAGAGAUGUGCACACUAACGUGUCAUUUCCUUCCAACCUCUGUUUUGUUUUUAAUACCUGGUUUUCCCAACUCCAAAACUGAUAUAGUAUAUACAUAUAUAUAUAUAUAUAUAGUUUUAAAGAGAAAAAAAGUUUUAAUUCAGGUAAAAUAUUGUUUUAUUACAAAGCUAAGAAUAGAAAUGACUUAUUUAUACAUGGUUGGUGGUAGCGUGGAUGAGCUAUCCACUGCAAAAUAAAAAAUGCUGUUUGGGGUAUUGCUCUUUGCAGGUUCCAAAACAACUUACAGGGUUCCUACCAGCAAAAGUACAAAAAAAAACCAAAUCCACCUAUGGUUACAUUUGUGUGUGUCUGCGUGUUCUUGAAAACAAGAUGUAAAUAUUGUAGUUGUCGAAAAUUUAAGACAUUUUUUCCCAGUGUGUUGCAUUAUAAAGUAUUGUCAGUGGGAAACACUGAGAAAUAAACUGAUUUUUUUUUCCA